Hyphopichia burtonii NRRL Y-1933 is the source of this 567-nucleotide messenger RNA. RefSeq names its product Rrp15p (gene RRP15). The record is from RefSeq and is a predicted model, not a curated record. Gene Ontology annotation, cellular component: preribosome, large subunit precursor. The transcript has a single exon. Lineage: Eukaryota; Fungi; Ascomycota; Pichiomycetes; Serinales; Debaryomycetaceae. The annotation marks the transcript as partial. Gene Ontology annotation, biological process: maturation of LSU-rRNA; maturation of 5.8S rRNA.
GACGAUGAUGUUGACGUUGAGGAUAUUUCUUCCGAUGAGGCUUCUAGUGCAGAUGAAAGUGAAGGGGAAGAUGAAAGUGAAGAUGAAAGUGAUGAAGAAAAUAUACCCAAAUUGAAGAAGAAAAAGAACUUGGAUGAUGGAUCUGAAUCCUUCUCUAAUGCAUUCAGUGCCAUUAUCGGUUCUCGUUUGAAAGCUUACGAUAGAAACGAUCCAAUUCUUGCAAGAAACAAGACCACAUUGAAAAAAUUAGAGUCAGAUAAAUUAGAAGCAAAAGCUAAAAAAUUGUUAUUAUCAGAAAAAAAACAGUUACACGAUAAACAUAGAGUGAAGAACUUGCUUCCAUCUGCAGACGAACCUGAAAAAGUCCGUGAUUUGAUUGGGCAUGAAAAAAAAUUGAAGAAAGUAGCCCAAAGGGGGGUUGUAAGAUUAUUCAAUGCAGUUUUAUCUACUCAAAUCAAAACAAAUCAACAAAUCAGUGGUGAAAAAGUUGGCCAAACCCAAAAAGAAGAAUUAAUGAACGAAAUAUCAAAAGAAAAGUUCCUUGAUUUGGUCCAAGCUGCUGGACAA